UUGUUUACCCGUUAUUAUCAUCCUUAUCUUGGUUCUCUGAUUAAAAGUCAUCGAACUGUGUCAGUGCUGUGUAUUCAACACAUAUUCAGGAGAUGGCGCGGCAGCUGAGCACCUCUUUUUCUGACCUCCUUUUGUGUUUGGUGGCGUCCUUUGUUGCAUGGGAGUGGUACAAAGUGGACAAAAUCAAGGCAUCUGCCGGACUCUCCAUUCAGGCCACAGCCGCCUUCUUUGGAAUCUUCCGUUUUGCGAUGACGUAUCCCGAGGGAGGAAUUAUUUUUAAGUGUCACAAAUUUCUGUCAUGGUUAGCUGCAGGAGCUGGCGUACCACUGAUCGCCAUGGAAUUCUGUGCUAGGUACGGAUCAGCACUGCUAGCAAACAAAAUAGCUAUUUUCCUUUUAGCGGUGGUUGUUGUGGCUGCAUUUCUCCCACCAAAAACCAAAGAAGUGGCGACACAGGCAGCUAGUGGAUUCUCAAUGCUGGUGAUCUUAACGCUAAGCUUUGUAAACAAGAACUACUUUGGACUUGGAGCAGGGGUGACCUACGUUGCUGCAGGACUUAUUUUUGGUUCCGAUGGAUCCUUGCUGGGAUUUCCCAAUGUUGACUGGCUGCAUUAUGCUUUGAUUUUGGGAAAUUAUCUUUUCCUGAGGUCUUUUUAAAAUUGUCGUACUGAUCAGUAAAGUGAGAAAUGGUCCAAAUAUUUUGAAUUUUUUUGUUGUUAUGUAUAUUUUAUCUAAUUCAUGCUGCAAGAUGGGAAAGUGCAAUAAAUGUGGAUAGUACCUGUAUAUACUGGUACAUUGUAUUUAUACCUGUUUCAGGAGUUAUUUAAUUACAUAAAAUAUUUGUAAAACUGAAACACUAUAAUUCUUAACACAAGACCAAUUUUGCUAGUGUCAGAAUCUUAUUUUUUUAAUUGCUACAUUUUUUUCAUGUCAUUGAUUAUAAUCAUAAUGAAGUCUGUUAUGGUGCAUAUCAUGUAUUGAGAAGUAAAGUAAAAAUACAUGUAAUA
This is a messenger RNA of Saccostrea cuccullata (small rock oyster), 1006 nucleotides long. RefSeq lists its product as uncharacterized. Lineage: Eukaryota; Metazoa; Mollusca; Bivalvia; Ostreida; Ostreidae. The record is from RefSeq and is a predicted model, not a curated record. Bases 93 to 656 code for a protein of 187 amino acids. The transcript is spliced from 2 exons.